ACAAAGCACAUGUGUCGCUGAGCACUGGGACUGAGACUGUCAACAUGGGCAAGCGAAGACAGAACAACCAGCUCUUUACCAACCUGUCUAAAAAGCAGAAGAAGCAUCUAAAGGAAUUCGGAGAAGAGCAUCCAUUCCAUGAUAUUGUUAGUGAAAGACCUGAAAGAACACAAAUAGUCAAGCUGCGAGGUGUCCCAGAACAGGCUGUUGAUGGCAGCGAGGAUGAGGAAGAGCUGGAUCAGAAAACAGCCUAUCAGAAGCUCCUGUCGACUCUCAGCGUUCCCGUAGACAACGGCCACAGCGAUGACGAUGAGGAGGAGAGUACUGACGAGGAGGAGGAAGACGAGGAGCUUGCUGAGGAAGGCGAGGGCGACGGCAGCGAUAGUGAUGACGACGAUGAUGAUGAUGAUGAUGAGAAUGGCAAAGGGGAAGACGAAAGCGAUGAAGAUGUUGAUGAGGCAGCAGUAGAGCAGGAUGAGACGGAAGAGGGCGGUUCCGACGGAGGACUGGGGGAGGAGACGGAGGGGGCGGAGGACGAGUUCACAGACAAGGAGCACGAGUCUCUGUUCUGCCUGGAGAAGAACUUCAUCGGGGAGGAGGAGAUACAAGACACACCUCCUGAAGAACAAGACGACGCUAAAGACAUAUUUGUGCAGCAUCUAGACAUGGAGCUCAGUGAUAAAGAGGUGGAGAAGAUUGCGUCCGGACCCAGGGCUAAGACCACCCUCACGUGGCCCGUGACGGGUACCCUGCUGUGCUCCACCCCGCUGGAGAGGCUGGGCCCGCUCGGCCAGGCCAAGGACGCCGUCCUCCCCGCCUUCCACAAAGUCCUGGAGGGCCACUGGAGGUCCCUGAACCGGGCCUCGGACCCUGAGGGCGGGGCGGCGGAGCUGAGCCCCCUACAGACGGAGCUGCUGGGGCUCAUGGGCAGCUACAGAGACCUGUACUACCCCGAGAGCUCCCCGCUGGGCAGCAGCCAGCAGGUGCGCAGCGCCUACUGCCUCCACGUGCUCAACCACGUCCUCAAGGCCAACUCCCGCGUCCUGUUCAACAACUCCGUGCUCCACGCGGGGCAGGCCGCAUCCAAGGCCGGCGCCGAGCCCCAAGACGAGCCCCGGGACCAGGGUCUGACCCGGCCCAAGGCUGUGAUCCUGGUGCCGUUCCGGGACGCGGCGCUGCGCGUGGCCCAGACCCUCAUCGGCCUGAUGGAGAGCCGGAACCCUGCCAUGGACGUCAGCAACAAGAAGCGCUUCAAGGAGGAGUACGGCGAGGAGGCGGACGACAAGCCGCCCAAGGUGCAGAAGCCCGAGGACUACCGCGCCACCUUCUCCGGGAACGUGGACGACCACUUCAGGAUAGGUCUGUCCAUCAUGCGGCGGAGCCUGCGUCUGUACGCGCCCUUCUACUCGUCGGACAUCAUCAUCGCCUCGCCGCUGGGCCUGCGCACCCUGCUUGGCGCCGAGGGCGAGAGCAAGAGGGACUUUGACUUCCUCUCCUCCGUGGAGCUGCUGGUGGUCGACCAGGCCGACAUCUUCCUCAUGCAGAACUGGGAGCACGUUCUGCACACCAUGAGGCACAUGAACCUUCAGCCGCUGGAGGCCCACAACGUGGACUUCUCGAGGGUGAGGCUCUGGAACCUUAACAACACGGCCAAGCACUACCGCCAGACCAUGGUGUUCAGCGCCGUGCAGGACCCCCAGAUCAACAACCUGCUGUCCAAGCACUGCUUCAACUACCGUGGCCAGGUCGCCGUGAAGAACAUUCCAAAGACUGGCUCCAUCUGUCAGGUGCUGGCACAGCUGCCCCACGUCUUCCAGAUGUUUCCCUCAGACUCCUUCAUGGACCAGGACACUCGCUUCCAGUUCUUCAUCGAGAAAGUGCUGCCUCAGUACAAGGACUCGGUCAUGUCCCACACCCUGAUCUACGUCCCGUCGUACUUCGACUACGUCCGCCUCCGCAACCACAUGAAGAAGGCCAACAUGAACUUCGCCAGCGCGUGCGAGUACUCCACCAAGUCGGAGGUGUCGCGCGCCCGCCACCUGUUCCAGAAGGGGGAGCGCCAGUUCCUGCUCUUCACCGAGCGCUUCCACUUCUACAAAAGGUACACCAUCCGGGGGAUCCACAACCUGGUGUUCUACGGCCUGCCCACGUACCCCCACUACUACAGCGAGGUGUGCAACAUGCUGACGGCCGGGGCCCAGGCCCACGAGGCCAGCUGGACCUGCACCGUGCUGUUCUCCCGCUACGACGCCCACAGGCUGGCCAGCAUCGCCGGGGCCAAGCGCGCCGGACAGAUGCUCAGCUCCAACAAGGGCGUGCACCUCUUUGUGACCGGCGAGGACGAGAAGGCCUCAUGACCUCCCAGCGCCUGAGCCUCUCUGAACCAUCUUUGGACCCGGAUGAAGUCUGAAUAUCCAUUAAUAAAAAUUGUACAGUCCUGCGUCGCUAAUCUCUAAAGUCGUGAACAUGGUCAAUGUGUCUUGUAGGGCAAGACCGUAAACCAUUCGCCUUCGGAUAGGUUAUCUACUCUGUUGGACUCUGUGAGAUAAGAAAAAGGUGGUCAUUAAUGGGUUUCUUGUGUUAUAUUUCGCACUGUCACCCAAGUAGGUCAUUCUAGAAUAUCUACUAUAUGUAUAUUUUAUGAGUAAAUGAUUUUUACUGAA
Molecule: messenger RNA, 2663 nt
Organism: Gadus morhua (Atlantic cod)
Lineage: Eukaryota; Metazoa; Chordata; Actinopteri; Gadiformes; Gadidae
Gene: utp25
Product: UTP25 small subunit processor component
Exons: 12
Coding region: 45-2357 (770 amino acids)
Biological process (GO): maturation of SSU-rRNA from tricistronic rRNA transcript (SSU-rRNA, 5.8S rRNA, LSU-rRNA)
Cellular component (GO): nucleolus; small-subunit processome
Molecular function (GO): rRNA binding; U3 snoRNA binding
Source: RefSeq, a predicted model, not a curated record